AUGUCAAACGAGCGCGUGGAUCAUGGUACACCGAAGCUUGGUCAGAUGAACUCCAUGUCUCCAGAAUGUACACCUUUGAAGCACAAGUAUGAUGAUUGUUUUCAUACCUGGUUCAAAGACUACUUAGACAUGAGCUCAUCUGCAAAUGUAGAGCCAUCCUCCCCACCCAAACAACAUCCUUGGCCUAGUCGUGUCAAACAAGCGCCAUCAUCUGACCUUACUUCUUUGCGGAAACGGUACGAGACGGAUUGCGGGAAGCUUUUUGAAGAAUACCAAGCGUGUAUUAAGCGAUCUAUCAAAGACAAGGGGCUCCACGAAGCAAUCGAGAAGGCUAGAAACGAAAACCCAUUCCCUAGACAUCACAAUUGUUGA
This is a messenger RNA of Malassezia restricta, 372 nucleotides long. Its product is annotated as TRIAP1/MDM35 family protein. The transcript is spliced from 2 exons. The coding region runs from base 1 to 372 and encodes 123 amino acids. NCBI's taxonomy places the organism in Eukaryota, Fungi, Basidiomycota, Malasseziomycetes, Malasseziales, Malasseziaceae. The record is from RefSeq and is a predicted model, not a curated record.